AACUUAAAAAAUGUCAAUUUCUUUACAGCCAAAUAUUAUAGUUGUUUUAAUUCUACUAGUUUUGUAAAUAAAUAUCAACACUCAAGAUGGUUUGGAAGCAAUCUCUUCUCGGCUGCUUUGGAAACAUGGGCCUAUGUGUCCUCGCAUGCUGUGCCUGCCCACUCGCUAUUGGUAAAAACGCCGAAGCGGUCGGUGAACCGAACUCAGUCCUGUGGGUGAUUUCUGUCUCAUAUGCGCCCUGUAUUGCCGGAGCCCUUCUCAGAGGACUGAUCAGGAAAAAGAAGGGCAUUGAAGGGUCGUUCUGGGUGGAUUGCCUGCUAUGGUGUUGCGUCCCAUGCCUUGCAAUUGUACAAGAAUCCGUUGAAACUGGUAGCAUGGACUACCUGCAACAACCAGAGAUGCAAGCCAUGCAAAGAGAAGUCACAAAUACAUAAACUGACCUAAAAAAACUCGGCUGCUGAAUUGAAGAAGCCAUUAUGUAUACCCGAACUUAUAACCCAUAUUGUGCAAAAUCCAUCGCCUUGAAAACUGAUUGCAAAUGAGCUUUGGUUCAAAAGUUGUCCUUGUAUAUUAACAUAUUGUUACUUGCUACCGCGUGUGCCUUACACCAGUUGAAAAUCUCCUACUAGCUUUUUGCUUUAAUAACAGAGUUAUAUAUUUUUAUCAGCGCUUUUAGCUUUAUUUUCACCUUACCGGAAAAUGCACAAUCUACACAACUGGACAUAAUACACUGCAACUACAUUAACAAUAUGUGUAUUUACUAAAUUCACCAAUGUUUCGAAAUAAAACACCGGUACCAACUUGA
Molecule: messenger RNA, 805 nt
Organism: Ciona intestinalis (vase tunicate)
Lineage: Eukaryota; Metazoa; Chordata; Ascidiacea; Phlebobranchia; Cionidae
Source: RefSeq, a predicted model, not a curated record